AUGAGUGAAAUCGAUUCCGUUGGAAUUGUUCUUUGGGGAAAAGAAAAGGUAGGCAAAUCGUCCAUAGUGAACGUUUGGACAAAUACUCCACAACCUUCUUCAUAUGACCACCACGAACCCCGCAAAGUCGAGACGGAGAUUACAAUACCUAAAGGUACGAUCAAGCUCAAAUUCUUUGACGUCGCCGCGGAGAAUAUCGAGGACAAGUCCGUCACAAUGGAAACGCACAACAAGUCUGGUCCAAUCCAAGUUUUUGUGAUGUCUGCGGAGGAGGAGAAUGACGACGUUGAUUACUGUCGUUCGCUCUAUGAGAGUCCGAUGUGGAAUGCCGACGAUGUGAAAGAGACAGCCAUUAUCCUGAACAAAAUGGACAUAGCAAAGAACAACAAUGAAGAGCUUUUAAAAAGCUUCUUAGAGAAGUAUCCGAAGAUCAUGUUUUUCAAGACUUCCCUUCAAAAUCCCGACGAGAUGAAAAAGGCGAUAGUAACUAUAGUCGAUCAGUACGUCACAGACAACAACAUCAAGUUGAAAAAAGUCAAAGGUUCCAAGAAGGAGAAACCAAAGAAAGAGAAAUCGUCCAAAGACAAAGUAUCGAAGGACAAAGGGUGUAAAAACCAAUAA
Entamoeba invadens IP1 is the source of this 621-nucleotide messenger RNA. RefSeq lists its product as hypothetical. The transcript is spliced from 4 exons. The record is from RefSeq and is a predicted model, not a curated record. Gene Ontology annotation, molecular function: GTP binding; GTPase activity. Bases 1 to 621 code for a protein of 206 amino acids. NCBI's taxonomy places the organism in Eukaryota, Evosea, Mastigamoebida, Endamoebidae.